AUGAAUCAUACGCCACAUUCCGUCGAUCCUACUCCGUCGUCUCCGUUGUCGCUCUCGCAGACAGCGCCUUCCCCUCCUAUGGUGCUCGAUGCUCCCUCGCAGAACUCCAGCCUGACCGAGAUCAGCGACCAGCUGGCCUACCUCACCCUACAAAGCGCCGAGACCGCCGAGGAGGCUAAGUAUACGGGCACGCCACUUAACCGUGCACUCUUCGCCUUGCGUCUAGCGCACCGUAUUGCAGAGGAAACGUCGCCGGCCGCUCGACGCCAUCGCGAAUGGCGUCAGAUACGCGUGCGGCGCUUCGCGCAAGAAAUGCCCUCCUAUCUACCCUCCGAAGACGCGGAUGAGAUAUUCUGCAACAAUGAGGACUACUGUAAAGAGCUUGAACGAGUACAAGAUCGCCUCGCGGGUCUCAUCGGCAUGCAUUUAUCGGAAACUGGCUUAUGCGAACUGAAUGUGGGGAUGGGCGAUAUAACGGGUGACUUGAAGAUAUGCCUGAUGAAUGUGCAACACAGAGAUUGGACGAGGUGCCGGUUGCAUGGGAUGGGCUGGAUUGCCAAAAAUAUAGAAGAAACGAACCUUCUCGUGUCCAUUCCGCAGCUGGAUUCGGACGAGAAGAUUCCGGCGUACGAUUUCAAGCUCUCAUUAAGAUGGUGA
Messenger RNA from Schizophyllum commune H4-8, 657 nucleotides. RefSeq lists its product as uncharacterized. NCBI's taxonomy places the organism in Eukaryota, Fungi, Basidiomycota, Agaricomycetes, Agaricales, Schizophyllaceae. The record is from RefSeq and is a predicted model, not a curated record. The transcript has 2 exons. Bases 1 to 657 code for a protein of 218 amino acids.